Molecule: messenger RNA, 933 nt
Organism: Rattus norvegicus (Norway rat)
Lineage: Eukaryota; Metazoa; Chordata; Mammalia; Rodentia; Muridae
Gene: Or1l8
Product: olfactory receptor family 1 subfamily L member 8
Exons: 1
Coding region: 1-933 (310 amino acids)
Biological process (GO): signal transduction; G protein-coupled receptor signaling pathway; detection of chemical stimulus involved in sensory perception of smell
Cellular component (GO): plasma membrane; membrane
Molecular function (GO): olfactory receptor activity; G protein-coupled receptor activity
Source: RefSeq, marked reviewed
AUGGAAAGAGAUAACAAAACCAAUAUUGUCUCUGAGUUCAUCCUUCUGGGACUCUCCACUAGGCCUGAGGACCAAAAGCCACUCUUCAUCCUCUUCCUCACCAUUUACCUGAUUACUCUAGCAGGGAACCUGCUCAUCAUUCUGGUCAUCCACUCUGACCCUCAUCUCCAGACUCCAAUGUAUUUUUUCUUGAGUUUUCUGUCGUUAACUGACAUUUGCUUCACUACAACUAUUGUCCCCAAGAUGCUAGUGAAUUUUCUGUCAGAAAAAAAGACCAUCUCCUAUGCAGGGUGUCUGACACAAAUGUAUUUUCUCUAUGCCUUGGGCAACAGUGAUAGCUGUCUUCUGGCAGUAAUGGCCUUUGACCGGUAUGUGGCCAUCUGCAACCCCUUCCACUAUGUCACUAUCAUGAACCAUCAUCGAUGUGUCCUACUAGUGACCUUCUCUUGCUCCUUUCCUCACCUCCAUUCACUUCUGCACACACUUUUGCUUAAUCUUCUGACCUUUUGUGACUCCAAUGUUAUUCACCACUUUCUCUGUGACCUCAGUCCUCUGAUAAAAUUAUCUUGCUCUUCUACAUUUGUCAAUGAGAUUGUGAUAGUGACAGAAGGAGCUCUUGUUUUGGUCACCCCCUUCCUAUGCAUUGCCUUUUCCUACAUCAGAAUCCUUAUUACAGUUCUCAAGAUACCUUCUGCUGCUGGGAAGUGCAAAGCCUUUUCCACUUGCGGUUCUCACCUCACUGUGGUAAUUCUCUUUUAUGGAAGUAUCUUCUAUGUGUAUUUACAGCCUGUGUCAACUUACACUGUCAAGGACCAUAUAGCAACAAUUAUCUACACAGUUUUGUCAUCUAUGCUAAACCCUUUCAUCUACAGCUUGAGAAACAAAGACCUGAAGCAGGGUCUGAGGAAGCUCAUAAGCAGAAGGAGAAUCUAA